This is a messenger RNA of Suncus etruscus (white-toothed pygmy shrew), 1752 nucleotides long. RefSeq names its product vomeromodulin-like. Lineage: Eukaryota; Metazoa; Chordata; Mammalia; Eulipotyphla; Soricidae. The transcript has 14 exons. Gene Ontology annotation, biological process: sensory perception of smell. Bases 1 to 1752 code for a protein of 583 amino acids. The record is from RefSeq and is a predicted model, not a curated record.
AUGCCCCAGAAGAUCGAGGAGAUGGUCCAGUGUUCAGAGGUGAACUUGGCUGGGGUCCUGGGCUCGGUGUUGAACACAGCGACUGGCCUCGACAUCCUGGGCAUGCUGCCCCUGGACACCAUCACGAACCUGGAAAUCCUGGAUAAUGUCCUGGGCAAGGGGGAUGCCGCCAAGCCCAAGGACAAUGCAGGUGCCCUUGAAGCUCCUGCCCUCGCACCUGUGGACACAGAGGCCCUGGCCAGCCCUGUAUCCAGUUUCCUUCCUGGCGCGGCUGCUGCCGCCGAGCCCGUCUCCGAACUCACAGGACAAGUGAGUUCAAAGGUCAACGACAUCCCAGGAUCAGGACCCGUUAAAAGUGUGCUGAGUAAUGGCGUGUCCGGUGUGACUUCCAAGCUCACAGACUCCGUUGGAGGUUUGCUGAAGAGUGCAGGUGGCAAGAACCUGGGCAAUGUGGUUUCCCAAGUCAAGGGCCUGACUAAAACGUCCACUGACCUCGUCAGCAACGUGUUGCCAUCCGACAACCCCUCUGAGGCCUCAGGUGGCCAGGGAGGCCUGGAUGUGAGCGGCUUAUUGCUGGCCCUCAAAGUGGGGAAAGUCACCGUAGAGAACAUCCAGUACUCGAUGACAAACGACGGGGUGGAAGUCCAGGCCACAGUCACCGCUGAUGUGCAGUCUGAAGGUGUCGCUGCAGCUGUCAUCAGUGUACUUGGGUUCCAGGUCGAACUCCUCCUAACAAUGACGAUCACCAGUACACACGACCACACCAACAAUACUGUCCAACUCGAAGUCGAGCAGAAGACCAUGGAGGUCACAAAAGUGACCAUCACACUGGUGAAGACGGUCACGGGUGCUUUGCCUCUGCCUGUGCCCGUGCCUGUGCCCUUGGACAGUGUUGUGCUGAUGGUCCUGUCUGUGGAACUGAGUGAUAAUGUCAAAAAAUCCCCUUGUGGCGCCCUACUUUUCGAGAUCGACUCGGCCAAGAAUGUGACCGGCCAGAAGUUCCAUUAUACCAUUGCCAAGACCAAGAUAUUCGAAGAAGGUCUGCUCGUCGACUAUUGUGGCAAAAGGGUGAAUAACUCAGACUGGAUUCCUGGAAAUAGCCUUCCUAAGCAUCCUAAAAAUGCCAGUAUUUCUCUCAUCUUGGCCCACAAAGCUGUCAGGAAACAAGUCACUGUCUGUGCCGAGCCAAUCCACAUCAAGGUAAGGGACAUCGAAGUCAGCAUCAUCAAACUCUCCUAUAGCUACCCGUCAGAAGGAAAACUGCAACUGAUCAUCGAGUUUCAGUUGAGGAAGGACGGUGAGGCCUAUGGCAUCGUUUUGAUGGCUGUGCAGUACGCCUAUCUGAGCAGGAAUGAAAAUGGCAAAAUGGUGACAGACAUCAAGCUCAUGAGGACUCUGUCUGAAAGAAUUACACCACCAGGAAUAACAGAUGAGGUGACCAGCCUGCUGCCUACAAUGUUGGAGAAAUCGGUUUCUGCCAUAACUGAAUGUUUGAAUAAAUGGAACUUGCCACCAGGAGUGUCCUCCAAUCCUGUGCCCUCUUCCAAGAUUGUACCUAAGAAGACGGUGUCCUUAUCUCCCAAGCCAGUAUCUCCCAAGGUCAUCUCCAUGUCCAGAAAUGAGAGUUUCAACCUGGUUGACCUAUCAAGUGAUGACAAGGCAACGUUGAAGUCUCCAAUUAUUAUUGUGUGCUUGUGGCCCACCAGGGACCCCGUCAGUAAUUUGCAGUUCUCGAAGAGGAAUCCAGCCUGA